AUGAUAUCGAGGAGAGCGAAAAUACUUUAUGACGAGUCUUUGAAUCCAUUCGCUGAACCGCGCACAUCUGUCGCGUUCUCAGAGCAGCUCAGAGACAAAUUGAAACAAAUGGGAUUCGGUGGCGACACGGAAAAACCAGUUGGAAUUGAGUUUGAUGAUAUCGUCGCUGCCUCAUUUCGAAUCCGAAAAGGGGUCGGAAAGACGCCUUGCGAGAAAUGCAGUAUUCCAGAACUUAGUACCAUGGAAGUGUUUUUUAAAAAGGAAAACCUGCAUCCGUCAGGGAGCUUUAAGGAAAGAGGAGCAAUCAAUUCCUUGUUACUAUUAUCUGAGGAUCAAAAAGACCGAGGAGUCAUAACGGCCACUCCUGGAAAUCACGGAAUAGCACUUGCGUUUCACGGGCAAGCCUUAGGGAUUCCCGUCCACGUGGUUUUACCUGAACAGUCACCUUUGAUCAAACAAACGAUGUGCAAGAAAUUUGGCGCCAGCAUAAUCAUAAAGGGAAGCAACCAAGCGGAAGCAAAAGAGUUUGCUACCAGCAUGGCAACGGAAAAGCGUCUAGCUUAUAUCGAAGGGCACGAUCAUCCUCACGUUAUCAGUGGGCAGGGCACCAUUGGAUUAGAAAUCAUUGAUCAAGUGUGCAAUGUGGAUGCAGUUGUCCUCCCAGUAGGGGGAGGAGGAUUGCUGGCUGGUGUUGCUCUCGCUGUCAAGACAGUGUACCCAGAUGUUCAGAUAAUAGGUGUUGAAUCAAAGAGGUGUCCAAGUUUUCAGACCGCAAUUGAUGCUGGUCAUCCUGUCACGCUAAAUAUCGAUCACCCUUCAGCUUUGACAGACGCGCUGAACCUUCCUAAAGUGGGGAAAAACGCUUUUCAUAUCGCAACAGGACUUGUAGACAAACUUGUAGCUGUCAGUGACGAUCAUAUUAGUUUAGCCGUACUGAAGCUCAUAGAAAAUGAACGUGCCGUCACUGAGGGAUCUGGGGCAGCCGGUGUUGCAGCCUUGCUGGGUGGGUAUCUACCAGAGCUUCAUGGCAAACGAGUAGUCGUGCCUCUUUGUGGUGGAAAUAUCGAUCCGUCUGUACUAAGCUCUUGUAUUGAGAAAGGACUUGCACUAGAGGGGAGACUGGUGCGAUUUACAAUUACCAUUGACGAAAAAUCGGGAGGACUGGCACAAAUAAUUACGUUACUAGCCUCCGUGAGCGCACGGAUACGAGAUAUGACUCAAGAACAAAUUCUGACUGACAACAAUAUGUUUACGUUGAAGUGCAACAUUUUGGUCGAGGUUAGAGAUUCCAAGCAUGCGCAGAGUGUCAAGACUUCCCUUGAGUCUUAUUACAAAGAUGUGUUAUGGAACGCCACGAUAAAGGAAACGGCUUAA
Pocillopora verrucosa is the source of this 1374-nucleotide messenger RNA. Its product is annotated as L-threonine ammonia-lyase-like. Gene Ontology annotation, biological process: L-serine catabolic process; L-threonine catabolic process. NCBI's taxonomy places the organism in Eukaryota, Metazoa, Cnidaria, Anthozoa, Scleractinia, Pocilloporidae. Gene Ontology annotation, molecular function: threonine deaminase activity; L-serine ammonia-lyase activity. The record is from RefSeq and is a predicted model, not a curated record.